CAACAUGACCACAAUAUCAACCUAUACCGUGCCCGUCGCAGAGGGAAAGUACCCGACUGUCUUUCAUCGGGAGUUUCUAGUCGAGCAGCGCGCAGAUCCUACAUACACAGUCCAGCCUCAGUCAACGACGAUACCGCCCCCCACGCAAAGUGCCUUGUUGCUCAAGGGUGUGGGGGAGAAAUAUACCCUCGUGACGGAUCAUGCCAUACCCACGAUCUCCAAGAAGGAUGAGAUUUUAGUCAAGAUCCAAGCCGUCGGUCUGAACCCGGUGGAUUGGAAAGGCCCAGCAUACAACUUCGGCAUCCCCGCCCUCCCAUGGAUCAAUGGCCGAGAUCUAGCAGGCACAGUCAUCCAAGUGAACGACGAGAACAGUCGCGUGCACGUCGGCGAUAAAGUCCUCGUCCCCUCGACCGAUUACCGAGAUAUCCGCAAGGCCGCGUUUCAGGAAUACGCGGUCGCGACACACUUUAACGCUGCGCGCAUACCGUCUAGUUCGGAUGUACAUGCAUCCGCAUCGCUAGGCGUCGCGUUCGUGGCGUCGGUGCUGGCGUUGGGAGUGUCGCUGGGGUUGGAUUUCAGGGGGAGUCGGUGUCCGGGGCCGGAUUUGCAGGAUGUACUUGAGGGGUUGGAUGUGGAGGGGAUACCGGGGGAUAUUCGCGGGGAGUGUUUUGCGUCGGUGGCGGAGGGGGAACGGUUGAGAAGGGGGGAUUGGGUUGCGAUAUGGGGAGCGUCUACAACGACGGGGUAUAUUACCCUGCAGCUGGCCAAGUUGGCCGGGUUACAUGUCGUCUGUGUGGCGGAUAUCGCCCGGCAUGGGGCACGAUUGCAUCAACUGGGUGCGGAUGUUCUGGUCGACAGACAGGAUACGGAGCGCGCCGUGGAUAUCAUCCGUGGUGUGACGAAGGGGAAGUUGCGAUAUGCGGUGGAUAUCGUUGGGGCGGAGACAGCAGGUUUAUUAGAGCGGACGCUGGAUGAUACAAUCCGUGAGGAUGGAUCGCAUGCGCAUUUACUCGGAUUGACGGGGUUACCGAAAGAGCGGAAACCCGGGGUGGUGUAUCAUACGGUGCCGAUCAAGCUGUUUCAUACGUCGCCGGUGGUGGGCGAGAAGAUGGUAUCCUGGUUGGAGAGGUUGCUCGAGACGGGCGCGUUGCAAUUGCCCGAGAUUGUCCGCCAUGAGGGGGGAUUGAGCAGUAUUAAUGAGUCGUUGGAGGUGUUGCGACAGGGGAGUGUAUCGGGGAAGAGAAUCGUGGUGGAUUUGGGAUUAUGAUUGAUGUACAUGAUUGAAUUAGACGGAUAGAUGAUUGUUACCCAGGUAGAUCAUACAUGACAAGAACUUACUAC
This is a messenger RNA of Aspergillus ibericus CBS 121593, 1341 nucleotides long. RefSeq names its product zinc-binding alcohol dehydrogenase family protein. The transcript has 4 exons. NCBI's taxonomy places the organism in Eukaryota, Fungi, Ascomycota, Eurotiomycetes, Eurotiales, Aspergillaceae. Bases 5 to 1267 code for a protein of 420 amino acids. The record is from RefSeq and is a predicted model, not a curated record. Gene Ontology annotation, molecular function: oxidoreductase activity, acting on NAD(P)H.